AUACAAAUUAGAACUUGGGAUACUGCAUGCCUUUGUUCCCGAACCCAAAUCAAUUCAUCGAAUCGGAAACUCCACAGUUUUAUAGUAUAUUCGGCGUUUUAAAAUGUUAUAUUAAGUAUUGAUAUUCGGAAUGAUUUUAGUUGGCAAUCCUUUUGAUUAGAACAUUUUGAUCUCCGGAGACGCCCUAGUUUUUGAAGACCAAUCUAGAAUUCGUAUAGCUUUUAAUUAUCAUUUUGACGGAGAUGACAGAGAAAGCAUGUCUAAAACGCCUUCAGAAGGAUUAUAGAGCAAUUUGUAAAGAACCUGUUCCCCAUGUAGUGGCCCGUCCUCAACCAAAUGACAUCCUCGAGUGGCAUUACGUGUUGGAGGGAAGCAUAGGAACACCAUAUGCAGGUGGAUAUUACCAUGGAAAGAUAAUAUUUCCUGCAGAGUAUCCUUUCAAACCUCCAGGAAUCAGUAUGAUUACUCCCAGUGGGCGCUUCAAACCACAAAAGAAGCUUUGCCUUUCUAUGAGUGAUUACCAUCCUGAGAGUUGGAAUCCCAUGUGGUCUGUCUCCACGAUUUUGACAGGACUCCUUUCCUUCAUGAUGGACAGCAAUCCUACCUCAGGCAGUGUGACAACUACUGUAGAAGAGAAAAAGAGGCUUGCAAAAGCUUCUCUGGCUUUUAAUUGUAAAAACCCAAUCUUUAACAAGCUUUUUCCAGAAUAUGUCGAGAAAUAUGAAGAGCAGUUAGCAGCUGAACAACCGAGAGAGCAGGCAUCUACUCCAGAUGAAACAUCAGAACCCUCGUUGAAGAAAACUAAAGCAAAGAAGGAGCUGAAAACAGUAGAAGGUCCAAUUAAUCAGAGGCAACAAUCUUUCCCAAUGUGGUUGUUACUCUUAUUAUUUUUCAUUUUUGGUAGUGUUAUGGCCCUGCCUUUGCUUGCUUAGAGUGGGUUGCGGGUUUUGAGUGUGCUUAGAGGACUCGAGCAUCUUCAAUCUCGACGGGGUACUUUUGAUUUCUUGAUGCCCUCUUACGCUCAUGGUUAUAUACUUAGUAGUUUGUAUAGAGAUCGUGCUGAUGAAGAGGGAUCAAUUUGAUGCGAUUCUCUUAAUUUCUGUGAUCUGGUUCUUGAUAUUAUGAUGAUUCCAUAAGCAUCUGCUGUCAUUGUUGGUUCA
Messenger RNA from Olea europaea var. sylvestris, 1160 nucleotides. RefSeq names its product ubiquitin-conjugating enzyme E2 34-like. NCBI's taxonomy places the organism in Eukaryota, Viridiplantae, Streptophyta, Magnoliopsida, Lamiales, Oleaceae. The transcript is spliced from 10 exons. The record is from RefSeq and is a predicted model, not a curated record. Bases 243 to 932 code for a protein of 229 amino acids.